CAAGACUAUACUUUUGAUUUACUUGUAGUAUCUAUCUAUCUGUCGAGGUUUUUGAAGAAUUUUCAAACUGAGAGAUGAAUCAAUCACAGAGCGCAGGGUUCCAAGCUGGCCAGGCCAAAGGCCAGGCUCAGGAGAAGGGCAGCCAAAUGAUGGACAAGGCUAGCAAUGCUGCCCAAUCUGCCAAGGAAUCAUGCCAAGAGGCUGGGCAGCAAAUGCAGGCUAAAGCACAAGGGGCAGCUGAUGCUGUGAAAGACACUAUUGGGAUGAACAAAUGAAUCUCUCAUUGGAGUCUACUUUCCAAGUUUUUUUCUUUAAAUCUUUUUUUUUUAAUUUCUUUUUAAGUGCACCUAAAGGUCACGAUGGAAAGAGCUUUUCCACAUCAUGUGGAUAAAGUCUACGUAUAUCUUAUCCAUCCCCAACCUCACCUAUUCCGAAAGUUCUGUGCACGGGAAUUGUUACCUUAGCGUAUGAGCAACUCUUUUUCAGUAAUUUGUUUCCUUUGAUGUUGCACUAUGUGGAAGAGCUGUUGUUGAUCUUCAUUCUGGAAUAAGAGAAUUUAUCGGUUUACGGUA
This is a messenger RNA of Tripterygium wilfordii, 572 nucleotides long. RefSeq names its product stress-induced protein KIN2-like. Lineage: Eukaryota; Viridiplantae; Streptophyta; Magnoliopsida; Celastrales; Celastraceae. The coding region runs from base 75 to 275 and encodes 66 amino acids. The record is from RefSeq and is a predicted model, not a curated record. The transcript is spliced from 3 exons.